Cryptococcus wingfieldii CBS 7118 is the source of this 789-nucleotide messenger RNA. RefSeq lists its product as hypothetical. Gene Ontology annotation, biological process: purine nucleoside catabolic process. Bases 1 to 789 code for a protein of 262 amino acids. Gene Ontology annotation, molecular function: guanosine deaminase activity; zinc ion binding. Lineage: Eukaryota; Fungi; Basidiomycota; Tremellomycetes; Tremellales; Cryptococcaceae. The transcript is spliced from 6 exons. The record is from RefSeq and is a predicted model, not a curated record.
AUGCUCCUCCCCUCCCUCCUCCCCCUCUUCGCCCUACUCCCGUCAUUCACACCAACCCCAACACUAGUAGGCGCCUACGACACGGCCAUCCACCCCGAAUUCCAGCAAGGCCUCGCCAUCAACGACGUCCCCUCCCACCGGCGCCUCCACUGGAUGCGCGUCGCCAACGAGGCAGUCUAUGCGGAUGGGCAUCCGUGUCCGCAGGCGCCGUUUGGGAGUGCGGUGGUUAAUACGACGGGGGAUGAGUUGGUUUGUGUUAUUUCGAAUCGGGUUGGGGUUACUGGGAAUCCGGCGAUGCAUGGGGAGAUUAGCGCCAUCACGCACUGUACAGACGUCUUGACGAAGAAGGGGUGGACGCCGCAAGAGAUAUUGGGAGCGUGGAAAGAGUUUAGUCUGUAUACGAAUGGAGAACCAUGCCCGAUGUGCGCUUCAGCAAUUCGAUGGGCUGGGUUCAAAGAAGUGAUUUAUGGGAGUAGUAUAAGGACUAUCGCUGAGCACGGCAGGAACCAGAUAUACAUCCCGUCCUCUGAGGUUUGGGAGAAGAGUUAUUCUCUGGGGCAUGCUACGCUCAUGCUGGGGAAUGUAUUGACGAACGAGACGGACGUAUUCUUUGCGCACCAGUUCAACGAGUCUGCUCCUUGUCCGGUAGGAUGUGAGCGCCAGCCGGUCCCAGGCAAGCGGGUGCAAGCUUGUACACCGGUAAAUAACUGGGAGGAAGUGAUUGCGAAGGCUGGGGUGGGGCUGGCACUUGGGCAGAGUAAGGUUCAAGGGCGACAUGAUGAGCUGUAA